AGAAAAGCAAGACGCUCUCACAAGUCAGAGAGGCAAUCGACGGCUCUCAGGUUGGGACAAUAUUUGCAGCUAACAGAUAAGCAAACGCUAUCUCUCUCUCACUGUAUCUUACUUCCACCACAGAAAUGGACGUCAAAAGAAUUAAGGUGCGACCGCAUCGCUGCCUCCACGCUCAACCGUGCAGGAAACCUCGACUUUUCUGACCAAACCCAGGCGAAAUAAACCCCAAGCGGCCACGCUCCCCCCACACCCCCCCCCGGCAGCAUCACUUUACCCCAAACCUUAAAAAAGAGGAGACACCCGACUGGAGAAGACAGCGACCCCGCUCCCUCACCCCAAACUUCACCUUCCAAAGGAAAGAAAUUAAGUUUAAUUAAGAAAAGGAGAGAAGACCCACGCGGGAAGAGGCUGGGGGUUGGGGGGACGAUGCGCGGGGCGCAGGAGGAUUCACUCGUCAUUCAGACGGCGCUGGUUUUUGGGGAAGGAGGAUGCGGUGUGUGCGGGGCGGGGGGCUCGGGCUUGGCCCCCCCCGCCCUGCCAGGCCCCUCGCGGCCGGCAGGUGGCGCGCUCCGCCCAGGCGGGGGGCGCUGGCGGCGCGCACGGGGGGCUCGGGGCGCCCGGCCCGAAACCGGCUCCGCGCUCGUCAUUAUUUGUAACCAUAGAGCAUGAAUUACCUCUUGAGGUCAUCAGUGAGAAUUUACGACUGGUCAACAAAAGCACGUGAUUCCCAAACGCACCCCCCACCCUCCCCCCAUAUUUGGCCGCAUACAUAGCAAAAACGAAGUACAGUGCAUUGCUAUAAUUCAUUAAUACAUCAUAAAUCGUCAAGCACAGGGUUAUAACGACCACGAGCCACAAAUCAAGCCCUCCAAAAUAACCCAAAUGAGCUCUUACUUUGUAAACUCGUUCUCAGGGCGCUACCCAAAUGGCCCCGACUAUCAGUUACUAAAUUAUGGGACCAGCAGUUCCAUGAACGGUUCUUACAGAGAUUCAAGCACCAUGCAUUCCAGCUCUUAUGGCUACAACUACAAUGGGAUGGACCUUAGCAUCAACCGCUCAGCCUCCUCUAGUCACUUUGGGGCUGUGGGGGAGAGCUCCCGCGGUUUCCCUUCUCCAGCUCAGGAGAGCAGGUUUAGACAGGCGUCUAGCUGCUCCUUAUCUUCUCCCGACUCCCUUCCCUGCUCCAACAGCGAGAGCCAUGGAGGCAAACCCGCCCCGUCCCCCUCCGACCAAGCUACUUCUGCCAGCACCACCAACACAAAUUUCACAGAACUAGACGAGACCAGCGCGUCCUCGGGAGCCGACGAGGGCACUCCAAUAAGCAGCAGCAUCCCCCGAGCGCAGGCAGAGCCCAUCGCAACCUCCACCGCAGCAACAGAAGGGCAGGCACCUCAGAUAUUCCCUUGGAUGAGGAAACUUCACAUUAGCCAUGACAUGACUGGACCAGACGGUAAGAGGGCGAGGACAGCGUACACUCGCUACCAGACCCUGGAGUUGGAAAAGGAAUUCCACUUCAAUAGAUAUCUCACCCGCAGGAGGAGAAUAGAGAUCGCUCACGCUCUCUGCCUCUCCGAGCGCCAGAUCAAAAUCUGGUUCCAGAACAGGAGGAUGAAAUGGAAGAAGGAUAAUAAACUGAAAAGCAUGAGCUUAGCUUCGGCGGGCAGCGCCUUUCAGCCAUAAAUUCUAGAGGAGGAAUCUCGAGGAAAGAAGAGGAGACGAGAAAGAAAUACGUAAAUAAAUAAAUAAAGCGCCGCAGAUCUUAGUUUCGGAGUACUGUACAGUGAGGCACCUUCUUUUCGGCAUGUUGUUGAUAUUCUAAAACAACGCGUAUGGUACCGUUAUCCCAGGACUGAUUUCAUGUCGUGUUCUGCUUUGGGUUGUUUGUUUUCUUUCUUUUAAUUAUUAUUUUUUUAAUUAAAUUUUAUUUACAGAUGCUCCUCAUGCUCUUGUUGUUCUUAUAAAUGUACGUGUCCGUGCUCUCUUGAUGCUUUCUGGAAAGCUAGCAUGUUUUAUGUGAGCCCUUUAAAUGUUCUAACUUAUUUAUAAAUUGAGAACAGAUACGGUUGUUUGUUUAUUUGGGUUUUUUCCCCCCCCUUUCCUGAGUUGACUGCUUUGGGGUGAGUUCUUCUCUGCCUGAGCUAAAAUAGGGGGUUCCUGCACUACAGUCGCAGAAAAAAAAAAAAUCAUCUGAAAAAAACAAACAAAAAUGUAAAAAAAAGAUAAAAGGAAAAAAAAAAAAAAAGAAAAUGCUCUUGUAUCUUUCUGUCUUAAAAAUUGUCCAGUCUGUGUUUUAGCUCAAACUUCAGGCCAGGAUUUCUAGUCCCAGGCUAAGUCCGAGCCGUACUCUUAGACGUGGGUAAACUUCACUAUUAAAAACAAAAAAAAUGUAUAAAAUCGGACCAACAAUGGAGUGCUCUGAUGUUUGUAAAUACUAGGAAUAUUUCUGAUGUGAGUAAUAGACGGUUCGUAGUGGGCAGAGUGAAUGCAAUGUUAUGUGUAAAAAUGGCCUCUGUCAUGUCUAGCUGCCUGGUAGUACUUUGCCAAUAAGCUUUUUGUAUCUGUUUGUAGCUUUACUCCAAGUCAAAUAAACGUUUCUCCUAUUCACAAAGGCUCCCAGUUGCAUUUUAUCCACAACCUCCGAGGCUCGCAGCCCGGGCUAAAGCCGGAGAGACGCCUGGCACGGGGCUGAGCCUCUGCUCGGGGCUCCCAGCAGAGCCGCAGCCUCAGAAACCCCCAAUAUCGUUAUCACCCCCCCUCUGGCACAGCGCGGGGACGAACCGCCACCCUCCACGCUGUCCCAAC
This is a messenger RNA of Cuculus canorus (common cuckoo), 2802 nucleotides long. RefSeq names its product homeobox B5 (gene HOXB5). The transcript has 3 exons. Gene Ontology annotation, molecular function: RNA polymerase II cis-regulatory region sequence-specific DNA binding; DNA-binding transcription factor activity, RNA polymerase II-specific. Gene Ontology annotation, cellular component: nucleus. Lineage: Eukaryota; Metazoa; Chordata; Aves; Cuculiformes; Cuculidae. Gene Ontology annotation, biological process: anterior/posterior pattern specification; regulation of transcription by RNA polymerase II. The record is from RefSeq and is a predicted model, not a curated record. Bases 883 to 1680 code for a protein of 265 amino acids.